Molecule: messenger RNA, 3660 nt
Organism: Aspergillus wentii DTO 134E9
Lineage: Eukaryota; Fungi; Ascomycota; Eurotiomycetes; Eurotiales; Aspergillaceae
Exons: 3
Coding region: 1-3660 (1219 amino acids)
Biological process (GO): tricarboxylic acid cycle; transmembrane transport
Cellular component (GO): cytosol; mitochondrion; membrane
Molecular function (GO): transmembrane transporter activity; 4 iron, 4 sulfur cluster binding; aconitate hydratase activity
Source: RefSeq, a predicted model, not a curated record
AUGAAAUACUUUCAUCUUAGUUUCGUGGGUACCCAAUUGCAGGUUGCCUUGGUUGGUCUGAUUGUGGCACCUUCAUUCGUUCUGUUUGGAUACAAUCAAGCUGUUCUUGGAAGUCUUCUCAGCCUGCCCAGUUGGGUUGCCGUCUUCCCUGAAAUCGACACCAUUCAUACCACCGGAGCACAAAAGUCCCACAAUUCAACAUCUCAAGGGGCAUGCAAUGCCUCGUUUCAAAUAGGAUGUCUGAUUGGGGCUCUGUCACUCUCGCUCUACGGAGAGAAACUCGGCCGUCGACGCACCGUCUUCAUCGCAGCCAUCAUCACCGUCAUCGGCCAGGCCCUGCAAUGCUCCGCAACGACUCUGGUCCAGUUCGUCAUCGGUCGAGUCAUUCCGGUAUUUGCCAUCGGACAGACUAGUGGUACUGUUCCUGUCUGGCAGUCGGAAUGUUCGUCCGCAAAGCAUCGAGGCCAACAUGUCAUCUGCGACGGCAUCUUCAUCAGUACAGGCUAUGCGUUGUGCAACUGGAUCGACUUUGGAUUCAGCUGGAUUCCUUCUUCAACGGUGCAAUGGAGAAUCCCUCUCGUCGUCCCAUUCCUCUUCUCUGCCGUUCUUCUCAUCUUCGUCUUUUCUCUCCCAGAAUCCCCUCGAUGGCUCGUCUCCAAGGGCCGUGUUGAAGAGGCCACCCUCAGCCUUGCACAAUAUCGUGGAAAGCCGCAUGAAGAUGAAGCCAUUUCAAGGGAAAUUGCUGGAAUUGAGCUGGCGUUUGAAAGCACUCAAGGUUCAUCGUUAAAGGACAUCUUCCGCAAAGACGACAAGACGCGUCUCCUAUUUCGCUUCUGGCUGUGUAUGGGCCUCAACUUCUUUCAACAGGCAUGCGGUGGCAACCUCAUCUCAGUGUACAGCUCGACCAUCUUCCAGAAUUACCUCGGGAUGACUCCAUCCACAGCCAAAAUGCUCUCAUCCUGUGUGUUCGUUUGGAAGACCCUCUGCUGUUUCAUUUCCUUCUGGGCCAUUGAUCGCUGGGGGCGACGACUCUGCUUCAUGAUCAGUGGAGCUGGAAUGGCCGUCUGCAUGGCCGUCCUCGCCAUCACGACCAGCUUCCACACCAUCACGCACACCAUGGCGAUCGUCUAUGUAGCCUUCAUGUUCAUCUUCAACAGCUUCUACCCCAUCGGCUUCAUGGGAGGCAAUUUCCUCUACACGGCGGAAGUCGCCCCCGUUCGACUGCGAGCUGCGAUUUCCUCGUUGGCCACUGCGAAUCACUGGCUGUGGAACCUCGUGGUCGUGCUUGUAACUCCGGUUGCCAUUGAUACAAUUGGAUGUUUUUACUACGUCAUCUACGCGUUGAUCUCAGCAUCUAUUCCAGUGUGCAUCUACCUGUUCUAUCCAGAAACGAUGAAUCGAAACCUGGAGAUGCUGGACCAGGUAUUUGCCAAUGCUUCAUCUAUCUGGCAGGUUGUUCCAAUGGCACGGAAUCUCCCGAAUGAUAGGUUGAAACGCCCUCUGACCUACUCGGAAAAAGUCCUGUAUAGCCAUCUCGACGACGAAUUCGACGAAAGUAUCAUCCGCGGCCAAUCGCAGUUGAAACUACGGCCUCUCCGCAUUGCCUGUCAAGAUGCCACUGCUCAGAUGGCCCUGAUCCAGUUCAUGUCGGCUGGACUGGAAUCGACUGCUGUCCCUACAACGGUGCACUGCGACCACUUGAUCGUUAGUCGAGAUGGCGAGGCUCAGGAUCUUCCCCGUGCACUGGAUGCCCAUCGCGAAGUCUAUGAGUUCAUGGAGAGUGCCUGUCAGAAAUAUAAUAUGGGAUUCUGGAAACCUGGAGCAGGUAUUAUUCACCAGAUUGUGUUGGAAAACUACGCCUUCCCCGGAGGAAUGAUGGUGGGAACGGAUUCACAUACGCCGAAUGCAGGUGGAAUGGGCAUGAUUGCGAUAGGUGUCGGCGGUGCCGAUGCCGUCGAUGUGAUGGCUGGACUGCCAUUGGAAUUGACAGCCCCGAAAGUGCUGGGAGUGAGACUGACCGGCCAACUGUCGCGAUGGGCAUCGCCAAAGGACAUCAUCAACACUGUCGCAGGAAUGAUCUCCGUCAAGGGAGGCACUGGAUCCAUCAUCGAGUACUUUGGCCCUGGCGCAGCGACUCUAUCGGCGACGGGAAUGGCCACGGUGUGCAACAUGGGCGCUGAAACAGGGGCAACAACGUCCGUCUUCCCGUAUGCACCGCAGAUGGCAGACUAUCUGCAUGCUAACAACCGCGCCGACAUGGCAACCGCCGUGCAGCGUAUAUCUUCAGAGCUACGUGCCGAUCAGGGAGCAGAGUAUGAUUGUGUCAUCGACAUUGAUCUGUCCGCGCUGGAACCGAGAAUCAACGGUCCCUUCACGCCAGAUCUGUCUACUCCAUUGUCCAAGUUUAGUGAUGCUGUUGAAGGGAACGAAUGGCCAGGCAAACUGACAGCGGGUCUGAUUGGAUCCUGUACAAAUUCAUCGUUCGAGGACAUGGGCCGAGCAGCCAGUCUGGCCCAGCAGGCCUUGGAUGCCGGGUUGAAGCCAAAGAUGCCGCUGCUGGUUUCGCCUGGAAGUCUGCAAACCAGAGAUACUCUGGAGAAGGCAGACAUCCUGCAAGUGUUUGAGAAGUUGGGGGCGACGAUGUUGCCAAAUGCGUGUGGUCCUUGCUGUGGCUCGUGGGACAGAGUCGAUAUGCCAAAGGGAACCAAAAACUCCAUCAUCACCUCGUACAACCGCAACUUCUCUGGUCGCCUCGAUUCCAACCCGGCUACUCACGUCUUCCUGGCCUCCCCUGAAGUUGUCAUGGGCAAGAUCUUCUCCGACGAUCUCUCUUUCGAUCCCAGCGUCGACUCGAUAACCACCCCAUCUGGAAAGGAAUUCCGCUUCAUCCCUCCAACCGGUGAUGCUCUUCCCCAACAAGGAUACGAGGAUUCGGACUCUGCAUAUGAAGGCCCUCCCACCGGCGACCGCAGCAAUCUCGAAGUGCAGAUCAGCCCAUCAUCCGAUCGUCUACAGAAGCUGGCUCCUUUUGCUCCCUGGUCUGGCGAAGACUAUACCAACUGUCUGAUCCUGAUCAAGACGAAGGGUAAAUGUACAACAGAUCAUAUCACACCUGCGGGUCCCUGGUUCCGCUAUCGAGGCCAUCUCGAGAACAUCUCCAACAACACUUUGAUCGGGGCUGUCAACGCGGAGACAGACAAAGUCAACACCGUUCACAACCAGCUCACCAACAACGACGGUGAUGUCCCUGGGACCGCCCGUGACUAUCAGUCUCACGGCCGACAAUGGGUCGUCAUCGCCGACCACAACUACGGCGAGGGUUCCUCUCGUGAACACGCCGCUCUGCAGCCGCGGUAUCUCGGCGGUGUGGCCAUUAUCGCAAAGAGCUUCGCCCGCAUUCACGAGGCGAACUUGAAGAAGCAGGGAAUGCUGGCGUUGACCUUUGCAGAUGAAGCCGACUAUGAUCGCAUCAAGGCUUCGGAUCUCAUCAACAUCACUGGUCUGGCAUCGCUGGCACCAGGCCAGUCGUUGGCGCUGAAGGUGACGCCACAGGGAGGAGAUGAAUGGGAGGCGCGGUUGAAUCACACAUUUACGCCAGAGCAGAUUGAGUAUUUCAAGGCGGGCAGUGCGUUGAACUUGAUGGCGAAGAAGAGCGGAUGA